Naumovozyma castellii is the source of this 798-nucleotide messenger RNA. RefSeq names its product transcription factor IME1 (gene IME1). Bases 1 to 798 code for a protein of 265 amino acids. The record is from RefSeq and is a predicted model, not a curated record. Lineage: Eukaryota; Fungi; Ascomycota; Saccharomycetes; Saccharomycetales; Saccharomycetaceae. The transcript has a single exon.
AUGGCACUAGCAUACAACUUUCAACCUUCCGAAGAAUCCUUGGCCUCCACCGUCUCAAAUGGCCCAAUAACAGUCUCUUAUCCACCACCUCAGGCAUUGCACGUCGCGAACUUUUCAGAAGCUGAUGUGCCCGUAGACAGCGACGACGACGACGACAUACUUUCUCUAUCUUCAUCGUUGAACUCACAACGGUAUAGAGACUUCCUCAUCCAUACACAACCAAUACAUCUAUUCAAUUGGAAAUCGGGCACUGACAAUAAUAUCGUCCCCAUCCUGGAACAAGAGGCCAAUAAUUUGUUACAACAAGAAACAGACGCUGAAAACACAACAAACAAUAACAAUAAAUCAAGAUCCGGUUCUUUAAAUUCCAUCUUUUCUGACCUGCUGGAUUUCGAAUUCGAAGAACCUUUCUACGAGAACAACAACACGAAGGAGCAGGACGACCCUACUCUUAACCUCAAAUACGAUACCUACAACAAUUACAUCUUCCCCGAGGAGGAACUCUUGCAAUACUAUAAUUACAAACAUAUCCCCAGUUGGAAUGACUGCUAUCAGAAUGCAUCCUUGGAUGCGAAUAAAUGGGAAUUUUGUCCCUUCGUGGAAAACACCCAGGAAUUCGAAUUCUUGAAACAACUACAUAUGAAAUUAGCAAGGUAUACCACGAAACCCACAACCAAUUAUCUUUAUUGCAAUCCAGAUCCAAAUAAAUGUCAAUUGCAACUCUCCUUGGAACAGGAAUAUUUCGAUAAAGUUAGGUUCCAGGAGAUAUCGUUCAAGUUCAGCAAGACUUACCAUUAA